Molecule: messenger RNA, 3149 nt
Organism: Schizosaccharomyces cryophilus OY26
Lineage: Eukaryota; Fungi; Ascomycota; Schizosaccharomycetes; Schizosaccharomycetales; Schizosaccharomycetaceae
Product: chitin synthase regulatory factor Chr3
Exons: 1
Coding region: 127-2715 (862 amino acids)
Molecular function (GO): protein binding
Source: RefSeq, a predicted model, not a curated record
AGUGUAUCGUUAUUUACUAACCUCAGGAUCUGGACUUGGUGGAUUUGGUUUUCAACGAGCAAGUCCAUUGAUCUUCUUUCCACUUCGAUUGCUUCUUGCUUGUUGGUAAUUUGUAUUAUACCGUUCAUGCACGGCUCCCUGAAUUCAAGGAAAGAACCAAAACAUGAAAAGCUGGCUGAAAGUCCUCGACCCGGUGCAAGAGCAGAGGGACUGCCUGCUCAAUUUCGUGGCAGAGGAAAUGCCACUACUGCUGGGGCAUCGCUAUUGUUCCGCCCGACGUCAAGAUAUCCUACUUUGAGCAAGGAUCCAACGCCAACGGCAGGAAUCGACGUGUCCAAGCGAUUUGAUGUAACAAGAGGGAUUUCACCAAACGACAAGGCAGUCAAACGAACCGCAAUAAAACCAAUGGAAGAAGAACAAUCACAGAAAACGAACGAAGAUGAACCUGUGGCUUUGUCUCAAGGAAAAGUGAGAAUGCCAGACCCUGAAGCCGCUGCAAAUCCACGAGUAAAAAUGGAUGACAAUGCAUUAUCCCGAAGUUCAGAGUUUCCUCCUAAUAAUAGAAACCCUGGGAAGGAAAAAAUAGAGACUGCAAGACAAGACAUGCCUAUAAAAAUUAUUCGGCCUACUCCCCGUGUGGUAUCGCCGAGAUUUAACCCCCAAAUUCCUAAUCAAGAAGAGAAAUUUAUGCCCCCUCCUCGAGUCAAUUCUAUCUCCCAUCCCAAACGUCGAAUCAGUUAUAUUCCUUACGGUGGUUUCGAUAGUUUCUUAGAUAAUUAUUAUGAUGACGAUCAAACCGUCUCCAGAAACAAUAUUUUGGAAGAAAAUGAAAACUUGGAAGGUCAGUCCGAGUCGGAUGAAGAUGCAAAUUUAGACGUCGAGUCGUAUACUCCAUCCAAUGCUUCUUCGGAUGCAGAGCCCAAUGUCCGAUCUUUUACUGAUUCCGCUCGCUCACUGGGUCCAUCAGAUGAAGGUUUGAAAGCAUUUGACACAAGUCCAAAUCACCUGAAUUUACGUUCAGAUUUCGAUUACAUUAGCUCACAGAAUUUAAAUCGCAAGAACAGAAAAUCUCCAUUCCCUCAACCCCGUUAUCCUAAUAGCCAAACUUCUUUGGUACCUACUUCCGCUGAAAGUAUUGGCCCUAUACCAAUAAACGUUUCAACCGAAGAGCAACACGUCCCCCAACAUAAUGCUAACUUUAAAGCUGCAGAUCGAGAUGACUUGCGAGGAGAAUCUGCACGUUUAAGAAAAAUUCCUUCCUCUUUGCAAACUGAUGCACCCAUUCCACCUGUUCCAAUAAUUCGCAAUAUUCCACCUUCUCCCGCUCCCAUUGCUCGAGCGGAAAGCACUCCUGUGGGUAACUCCAUAAUGGCUUCUCGAGGAUCACCAAAUCUUUCUUCUAGAAAUGGUAUGAACGACAUCGAUUCAAAUUUAACUGGUGAUGUAAAAGGAAUAGAAGAAAACAUUGGUGGAAUGUCAAUUGAUAACUCGUCAUCUCCCGCUGUUUUAGAAAUGAAUACUUCUGAACCAGACAGUGAUGCUAUUCCUUGCCAUCCCGAUGAUAAGCUAUUAAUUCCUCCACCAAAGAAUGUUACACAUGCUGAUUUGAUGACUGCAGAGCAGAGUUUGAGAAAAAGUAGAGGUAUAAGUCCUUUAGAUGAGGUUGAUUUGGCUAAGUUAUAUUUGGAUGCUCUUGAAACUUUGGAAAACAAACCCAUUUUGGCUCCUGAUCAAGCUACUUAUAAUACUAGAAUUUCGGUCUAUCGAACUAGAGCAAUUGAAUUACUAAAAAAACACGCUUUUCCUAACAAAACACAACAUUCUGUGGCUGAAGCAAUCUUUUUAAUUGGUCAAUUUUAUAGCCAAGGAGUGUUGGGAUUUCAGCGUGAUGUGCAAAAGGCAUUUGAGCUUUACAGCCUAUCUUCAAAGAAAGGGCAUCCGCUUGGAACUUACCGAACCGCCGUAUGCCUUCAAACUGGUAUCGGAGUGAAGCCUGAUGCUCGCAAGAGUGUGCUGUUAUAUCGAAAAGCAGCCGAGAUGGACAUUGUCGAGGCUAUGUUUCGAGUGGGACUCAUUUAUUUGAAUGGUUUGUUGAGCCAAAAGGUUGACGUACCUCUUGGUAUAGAAUAUAUGGAACGUGCUUGUGAGACGCAGAGGCCUGAAGCGGUACGUGCGAUGUACGAAUUAGCUAAGAUUUACGAACGCUCCAAGCGUUUUGGUAUUUCUGUAUCUUCUGAAAGAAAGUUUGAGCUUUAUAAGUUAUCGGCUUCCUACGGCUUGCCUGCAGCUCAGUGCAAGUUGGGAGAGUGCUUUGAACAUGGGUUAUUGAAUUGUGUUCCAGAACCAAGGCGUAGUAUUUUUUGGUAUACUAGAGCCGCUGAGCAAGAUUAUGGAGAAGCAGAAUUAGGCUUAUCUGGAUGGUAUCUAACAGGAGCGGAAGACAUUCUUCUCAAAAAUAAUGAAGAAGCCCUCCUCUGGGCCCAUAAGGCUGCUGUUAAAGGACUUGCUAAAGCUCAGUUUGCGGUAGGUUUUAUGAUGGAACAAGGUAUUGGUAUUUCUGCUGACCCUGCUGCCGCCCAUAGUUGGUACAUCAGAGCCGCCAAGCAAGGUUUUGUGAAGGCUCAAAAGCGCUUGGAAGAACAAUCUUUAUCUACUAAGAAAUCGCAACCAAAGAAAAAUAGCAAGAAGCGUGAUGAACAGUGCUCAAUAAUGUGAAAGGGCCCGCCAAAAUAUCUUUGCUUGCUUGCUUGAAAUUUGAUUGAUUGCAUAUGAAAGACUUCUUGCUCCUACUUACCUAUUUCUGUUUAUGUAAAUUAUUGUUAUAUUCAUUUUUGAUGCCUUUUAUACUUCACUUUCGUUUUUGAGGUUACUUUCCUCGUUUUUGCUUUUUGCUUUUACCCGUCAUUUCUGAAUGAUUUUCUGUCAUGUGAAAUUUUGUUUUUAUUUUUGUUUUGACAGCAUUUGAUGAAGUGUUUUUUUCUUUGUUAUUUAGUAUAGAUUACUAUAGCUUACGGAAAUAUAUGUCUUAAUUAAAUUUCAUAGCAAGACUAAAAAUUAAUCAAGUGAUAUUUGCAACUUCAGAGAAAUAAAUAACUGAGAAGUUAUUCGUUAUUGCGAAUGCACAUUACUGGUAGUUAAAUCGAAUUGUA